Messenger RNA from Nicotiana tabacum (common tobacco), 1565 nucleotides. Lineage: Eukaryota; Viridiplantae; Streptophyta; Magnoliopsida; Solanales; Solanaceae. The record is from RefSeq and is a predicted model, not a curated record.
GUUGUCCAUUGCACAAUGGUCCUAUAUCCAUUUCACUUGGCCAACCUACACUUAGGUCAGAUGAUUUACCAUGGCUUAUUGGAAAUACAACUGCAAGAAUUUCAAGAUUCAAGUUCUGGACUAAGACGAUGGAAAGAUCAAGAACCCUAAAGUGGCUCCUCGUAAAUACAUUUCCAGACGAAUGUCACAAGGUGAGAAAUACUACUAUUUUGAAUACAAAAAUUGAUCAGUCCCAAGAUUGUCCACAAAUUCUCCCAAUUGGACCUUUGAAUACUCAUGUAACAAUCAAGAAUGUUAGCUUGUGGGAGGAAGACUCAAGUUGCUUGGAUUGGCUAGACAAACAAGUUGUUAAUUCAGUUUUGUACAUUUCUUUUGGGAGUUGGGUUAGUCCAAUUGGAGAAGCAAAAGUAAAUGACUUAGCAUUUGCUCUUGAAUUGUUAAAAAGACCAUUUAUUUGGGUGUUAGGUCCUACAUGGAGAGAAGGUUUACCAAAGGGCUAUUUGGAGAGAAUUUCAAAACAAGGAAAAAUUGUGUCAUGGGCACCACAAAUUGAUGUUCUACAACAUGAAACAGUAGGGUGUUAUCUUACACAUUGUGGUUGGAACUCUACAGUGGAAGCGAUACAAUCCAAGAAACGCCUUUUGUGUUAUCCAAUUGCGGGUGAUCAAUUUGUUAAUUGUGCUUAUAUUGUUCAAAAGUGGCGAAUCGGCGUUAGAAUGGAUGGUUUUGGGUUAAAAGAUUUGGAAGAAGGAUUGAAAAGGAUCAUGGAGGAUGAUGAAAUGAGUGAAAGAAUUGGUAGACUAAAUGAGAUGACAAUGGGCAAGGUGGUUAGUUCAAGAGCAAUGGCUAACUUGACAACAUUCAUUUGCUGUCCAUUGCACAAUGGGCCUAUAUGCCUUUCACAUGCUCAUCCUACAUUUAGCUCAGAAGAUUUGCCAUGGCUUAUUGGAAAUUCAACUGCAAGAAUUUCAAGAUUCAAGUUUUGGACUAGGACAAUGGAAAGAACAAGAACCCUUAAGUGGCUCCUUGUAAACACAUCUCCAGGUGCAUGUCACGAGGUGCGAAAUACUACUAUUUUGAACACCCACAUUGAUGAUUCCCAAGAUCAUCCCCAAAUUAUCCCAAUUGGGACUCAUGUAACAAUCAAGAAUGCUAGCUUCUGGGAGAAAGAUUCAAGUUGCUUGGAUUGGCUAGAUAUGCAAACUGCUAAUUCAAUUAUGUACAUUUCUUUUGGGAGUUGGGUCAGUCCAAUUGGAGAAGCAAAAGUGAAUAGUUUGGCAUUGGCACUUGAAGCCUUAGAAAAACCUUUUAUUUGGGUGUUAGGCCCUUUGUGGAGACAAGGUGAUCAAUUUGUUAAUUGUGCUUAUAUUGUUAAAAAAUGGAAAAUCGGGGACAGGAUUGAUGGUUUUGGAGUGAAAGAUUUAAGAGAAGGAUUGGAAAAGGUCAUGGAGGAUGACGAAAUGAGUGAAAGAAUUGCUAAAUUAAAUGAUAUGGCAAUGGGCAAGGUGGCUAGAUCUAAAGCAAUGGCUAACUUGACAACAUUCAUUUCUGAUGUUACGAUAUGA